CAGAAAGAUAACCAGGACUCAAUGUUCAAAGCCAUUGAAGCUUUGUCCAAACGCCUCGACUCCCUGGGCACAAAUAUGGAAAGAAACCUGAAUUUAGUAAACGUGAAUGUUAUGAACAUGUCUGAAAGGACGACUGCUUUGGAAAUGAAAGUCAGGAAAAUUUGUCCUUUGUUGAAAAACCCGAAGAAUGGUUUUUCACACAGUCAAAAAAACUGCACGGGGGAGUUUAUUUCAUUCAGUUGUAAUCGUGGUUACUGGUUAAAUGGACCCUCAGAGCGUCUCUGCUUGAACAACGGUUCAUGGACGGGAGUGCAGCCAACUUGUAAAUUUGUCAGCCCGAACUACUCUUUGUUAUUUCCAUAUAAGAGUAAAAAUGAUUACGUAAUCAUCACGCAUGGAAUGCCAAGCCUUACAGCUGUGACAGUUUGUAUGUGGAUAAAGACUAAUGCUACAGGAAAGAAUGGAGCACUUCUCAGCUAUGCUGUGAGUGGAUCGGAUAACGAACUGUUCUUAAUAAUGCCCGGACAUUUUGGGUUCGGUGUGCGAUCAGUUGGGAGUGGUUACACCCGUGUAUCUGCCAACGAUGGAAAGUGGCAUCACAUCUGCGCAGCAUGGGAGAAUACCGCUGGAUCGUGGAAAUUGAUCAAGGAUGGUUAUUUGGGGGAUAAUGGUACAGGAUUAGAAAAAGGCCGAUUGAUCCGCGGAGGUGGACACCUUGUACUUGGACAGGAUCAAGACAAAUUGGGAGGAGGCUUUCAAGAACAUCAAAGUUUCAUUGGUGAAAUGGCAGAUGUCAAUAUCUGGAAUCACGUGAUUUCAGACCAAGAAAUCAGGCGCAUGUCCAAAUCGUGCUUGACAGGGACGGGAAAUUUGUUUCAGUGGAGCGACUUCAAAUAUCACCGAAUGGGCUCAGUGCAGAUAGUUCAGCCUUCUUGCUUAAAUUGA
Molecule: messenger RNA, 945 nt
Organism: Pocillopora verrucosa
Lineage: Eukaryota; Metazoa; Cnidaria; Anthozoa; Scleractinia; Pocilloporidae
Product: C-reactive protein 3.3-like
Source: RefSeq, a predicted model, not a curated record